AUGCUUUUUAAAUGUGUUAUUCCAAAUUUACUGUUAGCAAGUGAUUAUUUUGGAAUACGUGAAUCAACUCGACAUGCUACUGUAACGCGGACUGUGUUUGAUUGCGGUAUACAACUAUUUGUUAAUCUCAUGGAAUUAGAAGAAAUGAAACAUUUAGUACCGUAUGAAAAUGAAAUGAAAAAAUAUGCAGAAGAAGGCCAACACGCUCAGGUUCUAACUAUAUUAAAUAUGUAUCAUGAAAUAGAAGAAAAAAUAAAACUUAAUGCUGAUCAAACACCUCUGACAGAAAACUACGAAGCGUUAUGA
Molecule: messenger RNA, 306 nt
Organism: Didymodactylos carnosus
Lineage: Eukaryota; Metazoa; Rotifera; Eurotatoria; Philodinida; Philodinidae
Source: the annotation of a GenBank genome assembly